Molecule: messenger RNA, 1419 nt
Organism: Strongylus vulgaris
Lineage: Eukaryota; Metazoa; Nematoda; Chromadorea; Rhabditida; Strongylidae
Source: the annotation of a GenBank genome assembly
AUGCUUACCUGUAGGUCUGCUGGAUACUUAGUACCUGAUUCUGUGGAAAAGAAAGGAAUUGUUUCUGAAAAUUUCUCGUUUUCAGAACCAGAAACGGCAACUGGUGUAAUAUUAGUACGCGCACUUUCUAAGAGAGCGGAACUUCGAUUAGUGAAAGCCUCAGUUGUUAUGUUCAGGACACCCAUUCGUGACAUAGUAGAAUGGCUGGCAUCAGAUUCUGUCGUACUGAUGGGUUCCAACAUACCAGUGAUUAGCGCAGUCGUUGUGGAUGUCAUAGUAUUAGAUAUUGGGACUGCUGUUGUAGUUACCAUUGGGGCAUUUGUGGUAAUGGGUAUCUCUGACCUGUCUGUCUGGGUAGUGAUUGAUGUGACUGUCGUGAGUGUUGCGGUUGUGGAAGAAUCUGUUGUAGUGGUAGUCGUAGGAAUUGUUGUCGCCAAUGUCGUCGAUGCCUUUCUUCCCGAUUCCAUUGUUAUUGUCGGUGUCAUCGCAGUAAUUUUAGACGUUGUAGCAGACUCAGGAACCGCUGAAGAAGAUUUUACAUCUGUUUCUGAUGAAAUAGUUUGUGUUGUCACUGUUGUGGUAGACGCCGUAGUCAUCGCUGUUUUUGUACCUGAUGAUAUAAUAUUCGCCUCACUUUGUUUAGUAGUAAUGGCUGACGUCGCAAAUGUGCUGGGAUUAGCUGUUGAUGAUUUGAGCGUACUAGCAGUAGGUUUUUUUGUGGUAGCCGCAGUCGUUGACUCUGGAGUAGUUGUUAAUUUGCUUGUGAUAGUUGUAGGCUUUACUAUUUUAAGUGUUGUCAAUGGUGUAGUUAUAGCAGUUUCCGUUCUGAUUGUCAUAGCCAUCGUUGAUUCAGAUUUUGUGGUCGCAUUUUCUUCAGUACUAGUUGUUGCCUUUAAAGUUGUUGCAACUGGGGUUUUGCCAGCAGUUGUCAACGUUGGUUUGGGAAUGGAUGUCGUACUUUUGACUGUAGAUGUUAUCGCAUUAUGAGUAGUUAUUGGUUCGCUUGUCGUGGUUGUUGCUUUAAGCGUAGUGGUUGUUGUUGAUUCGGUUGCCGUAGUUGUCAAUUUAGGCGUAGUAGCAGUUGGUAAUUCGGUUGUCGCAGUUGUCGAUUCAAGCGUAGUAGUUAUUGUUAUAGUUGUCGGUUUAAGCGUGGUAACUGCAGUUGACGCGGUUUUCGUAGUAAUCGGUUUAGGCGUAGUGAUUGUUGAUUCGGUUAUCGUGGUUGUCGGUUUAGGCGUAGCAAUUGUAGUUAACACGGUUGUCGUAGCUGUCGCUUCAAGAGUAGUGACUGUAGUUGACGAGGUUGUCAUAGUAGUCGGUUUAAGGGUAGUAGUUGUUGUUGGUUCGGUUGUCGUGCAGUUGUCGUUGUGGCAGCUUGUUGGAUCGCAAGAGAAUCGCAAAUGUUACAUUCCACUGUAA